AUGAGAAUUGUUUUGUUGAUUUUCAAUUUAAUUUUCCUAUGUGCUUUCGGUAUUUGCGAUCUAGCAGUACAAGAUCUUCUUCUUAUCGAAAAUCAAUUCCAGAGUCUUGCUACAAAAACGAAGUGUGUGAAAGAAGCGCUUUCCCAUGUUUUACCCGAAUGCGCCACACUAGGUAUAGACUCGGUUGAUAUUGCCUUACGGAAACUUUCCGCGUUGAAACUUUCAAUAUGUGAAUUUGAAAAUUCAGGGAUUCAAUACCCCACCAUUUGCAGACAAGUAACUACCCUCAACGAUUGUGGAUCUUGCAUUACUGAACUAGAGAAAUCUCCACAGUUCUGGACAACAUAUAGUGGUAAUUAUCGCGAAAUUGGAUCGAUAUGCUAUGCUGAAUCCUUGCCCUUCGAAAAGGAUCAAAUAUUGAAUCUUUACUCCAAUAUAACAAAACUUUACAAUGAAUUCCAAUUUCGAAUGAGAGAAUCAAACUCGGAAUUUGAAACUACAAAUCAAUAUUUAAUGGAGCAAAUGGAGUAUGUCUUCUCAAAAAUCGAACAAUUGUCAUUAAAAAUAGUUAAAGAAGGAGAAAUUUUAAAGAGAAAAAACUCUGAAUAUUUUCAUGAGCUUGAAAAUACCUUGAUAUCUACUCUUCAGCACACUUCAAAUUUGGAUUUAGAUAUGAAGGACAUGUCAGGUGGAAUUAUAAAUUCUUUAGCUAAGAUAAAUCUGUAUAUUAAUGAGGUUGUUCAGCAAAGUGAGUUGCUGGGGGUGGUUAGUAAAUUAUCAGAGAUGGAUGAAAAAUACAUUAAAUCAUAUCACGCGCUUACUGCAGAGUCAGAACGGUCUCUUUCAAAAAUACAGGAUAAUUUGCAACAGAUAAAUACAUUUGCAGUAGAAGGACUUGAUGCGUCCUUUCUUCUCCAAGAAUCUUUAAACAGUAACAAUUUAGCUGCUUCCGACUUAAGUACUUCAUUAAAAGAAUCCAUUAACCUAAUCUCUAAUCAUAACUUACACUUGAAGGAAGAUUUUGCCGAUGCAUUGUGUGUACUUACUGAGAAAAUAGUUAUUCGUGUAUCGAAUACAAUUGAAGAUAUUAAUGUUCAGUUAUACGAUUCAUUCCAGUCUAUUGAUAACCAAAUCUAUAUUAUUGAGGAUCGGUUGGAAUACAUGGAUCAGAAACUAUCUAAUGUUACCAUGCAAUUCGAUACAAUAAUUAUUUUUUUCCAAAGCUCAUUUGAACUUUUAACUACAAAUAUUUUCGUGACCACUGUUUCGAAAUUUAUGGAUAUGUCAAAAAAAGGUUGGAAACAAUGUAUGGGAAUUCUAAGUAAUUUCAGAAGUAGCAUCCUUUCCACUUUUUUGAUGUUUACAGUUGGAUUGAUGGGGGUAAUAUGUUUUUUAAACACUUCUAAAACGAAUAAAAAUGCAUUUUCCAAACUAAUAACACACUUCAUACUUACCUUUAUAGGAAUGUUGCUAAUUAUUCCAGCAUUAAAGUACUUGUAUCACAUUUGA
Molecule: messenger RNA, 1509 nt
Organism: [Candida] anglica
Lineage: Eukaryota; Fungi; Ascomycota; Pichiomycetes; Serinales; Debaryomycetaceae
Source: the annotation of a GenBank genome assembly